CUCUGACCUUCCUGUCCUAGAUGUCCACAAGAGCAUGGAAGGCAACCAGACAUGGAUCACAGAUAUCACCUUGUCGGGAUUCCAGGUUGGUCCAGCACUGGAGAUUCUCCUCUGUGGACUUUUCUCUGUCUUCUAUAGACUCACCCUGCUGGGGAAUGGGGUCAUCUUUGGGAUUAUCUGCCUGGACUGUAAGCUGCACACACCCAUGUACUUCUCCCUCUCACACCUGGCCAUUGUUGACAUAUCCUAUGCUUUCAACAAUGUCCCCAAGAUGCUGACGAAUCUUAUGAACCAGAAAAGCACCAUCUCCUUUUUUCCAUGCAUAAUGCAGACAUUCUUGUAUUUGGCUUUUGCUCACAUAGAGUGUCUGAUUUUGGUGGUGAUGUCCUAUGAUCGCUAUGCGGACAUCUGCCACCCCUUACGUUACAAUGUCCUCAUGAGCUGGAGAGUGUGCACUGUCCUGGCUGUGGCUUCCUGGGUGUUCAGCUUCAUCCUGGCUCUGGUCCAUUUAGUUCUCAUCCUGAGGCUGCCCUUCUGCGGGCCUCAUGAAAUCAACCACUUCUUCUGUGAAAUCCUGUCUGUCCUCAAGUUGGCCUGUGCUGACACCUGGCUCAACCAGGUGGUCAUCUUUGCAGCCUGCGUGUUCAUCCUGGUGGGGCCACUCUGCCUGGUGCUGGUCUCCUACUUGCGCAUCCUGGUGGCCAUCUUGAGGAUCCAGUCUGGGGAGGGCCGCAGAAAGGCGUUCUCCACCUGCUCCUCCCACCUUUGCGUGGUGGGACUCUUCUUUGGCAGCGCCAUUGUCAUGUACAUGGCCCCCAAGUCCCGCCAUCCUGAGGAGCAGCAGAAAGUUCUUUCCCUGUUUUACAGCCUUUUCAAUCCAAUGCUGAACCCCCUGAUAUAUAGCCUAAGGAAUGCAGAAGUCAAGGGCGCCCUGAGGAGGGCACUGAGGAAGGAGAGGCUGACGUGAGACAUCUCAAAGGGAACCAUGGGGAGGGAGCUUUGCUCCCUGCAAAAUAUGGGAGUUGGCUUUUUUUUUUUUUGUCUUCUGCUAGAAUAAAUGCUACCUUAAACUGGAAUACUAUAGACCUAUACAUAUAAACUGAAGACACAAAUCUUUUAGAAAAGAUAGGUAAAUGCAUUUAUAAUCCUGGAUAGGCAUAAAUUCAUAAAGACACAAAAAUCCCUAGAUAUAAAAUUUUUAAGUUCAAUAAAUAUAGGACCUCUUCACAUUAAUCAUUGUGCUCAUCAAAGUCACCGUUAAGAAAGAAGAAAUGCAAGCCACAAACCAAGUGAUCCUAUGGAAACUACAUGUACCCAGAAAUGGAACUAUUGUUUAUACAGUACAUAGAAAGAACUCCUUUAAAUCAACAACCAAAAAUAUAAACAACCAAAUUUUAUAAAAUUAGCAAAACAUGUGAACAUAUACUCUUACAGAAAAUACAAGGGGCUGAUAAACAUACAAAUGCUGCUUUCCACCAUUAGUAAGCAAGGAAUUGUAAAUUAAAACCACCAUGAGAUACUAUUAUAUACCCACUAAAAUGUCUGAGAUUUUUAAUGGCUUAUUUAUCAUUGAGGUUAUUGGAAAUCUAUUUCUAAUAUUGGAAAUGGUCGAUACUAGCAGAGUUUGUGCCAAUAGUAGCCAAGUCACAUUGAGUUAACAGGAGCAUAGUACACAUCCUCAAGAUCAAUAAUUAGUGACUCUUCCUGUGAAGAUACACAGGUUAAUGCUUAAGGCUUUGAGGGCCAUCUUCUGCAUCAAAACAACUCAACUCUGGCAAAACCAGCCAUAGACAAUGUGUAAACAAAUGGGUGUGCCCGUGUUCCAAUAAAACUGUAUUUGUAAAAACAGGUGGCUGCUGGAAUGGUGCCCAGGGACAGUAGUUUGUGAACCCUUGUUCUAGAUCUUAAAACUAGCAUAGUUCCAGCUGACCACUUUAGAGACCCUCACUGGGUGGGGCCUCAGGGAGCAUGUGAUUAGACAUGUCUUGCGGUCAAAUCCCUGUGAUCACAUUGUACUUACUCGAGAGUGAGGCUUUUCCUCCUUUGACACUUUCUAAAAUAUGCCAUGACUCAAUAGCCAGUGGACUGUAAAUAUUCAUGGUUUCUCCAUCACACAGGAAUUAAGAGCAGGCUCCUCAUACUCCAUCACUAAUUUGAGCCUGAGAUCUUAGGAUAAAAGUUUGCAACUCAACAUUCUAAUUGGAGCACAGCAGUCCAGUGAAAACAAGCACAGAGAUAUUUUGUACAGAUUAAUUUUUAAGAGUGGAUUUAACAAGAUCUUAGAUUUUUGUUUUCUUUUAUAUUUAGCAACCAUUUUAUUAAAAGCAUCUUAUAUCUUGAUAUUGAAAAAGUCCUAGUUUUAAUCAUAUUUUGAGAGAGCCACUCUCAUCUUAUCCUGGAAUACCCAGAAAUGUAAUUCUUAACCCUAAGCUGAUAGCUGAUAAUAAUUUUGCCUGGAAGAGAACACAGAAGGAAAAAUUACUAAUAUCAAAACCUCAGGAUAUGUUAGAGUUCUUUUUGAGAUGGAGUCUUGCUCUGUCACCAGGCUGGAGUGCAGUGGCACGAUCUUGGCUCACUGCAACCUCUGCCUCCCAGGUUCAAGUGAUUCUCCUGCGUCAGCCUCCCGAAUAGCUGGGAUUACAGGUGCCCGCCACCCGAAUAGCUGGGAUUACAGGUGCCCGCCACCACACCCAGCUAAUUUUUGUAUUUUUAUUAGAGACGGGGUUUCACCAUGUUGGCCGAGAUGGUCUCCAUCUCCUGACCUCGUGAUCUGCCCGCCCCAGCCUCCCAAAGUGCUAGGAUUACAAGCGUGAGCCACUGAGCCUAGCCUGGAGAUCUUAUACUGUAGAAAUCUUUACUAUGUAAAGAAGGGAAUCACUAGACUGAUAGGGCAGGGAUUUCUAAAGCUGAACACUACUCUGAUAUUCAGAGCACAAGUUAUCUUACUUUCACUAAUCUCAGAAAGUAUUAACCUAUCUUGCUUCCUUUUUAUUCCUGAAAUGUAAAGUGUUGUAUACUAAUGUAUUAUUGUUUCCAUUUUUUUUUCUUGGUGCUCCUCAGCCAAUUUUAAAAUCAACCUGCCCAUUUCUAGCCCUCACACAAUAGCAUACAAUUUUCCUCUCAGUGUCUACCAUCCCUUAUGACAAAAUAUUUCACUGAUAGAAUUCUCUGUGACAUUUGAUUUGACAACAAAAAGAAUGGUGACUGUCCCACAAGAUAAGAAAAGCUUUUAGGGGAAAUAGAUGCCUACCUAGGCAUCCUGGGACAAGCUGAAUUCACUUUAAGAGGGGGAGAAAUGUUAACUAGAAUAAGCAAAAAAGAGGGAAUUCUCUUCCAUGAGGAAGGCAAAGGAGUGAACUCAACAUAGAAACGUAAUGAAGUUCAGGUGGAAUGGGUCAUGCAGACUCAGCAAAUAACGCAGGAUACUGCUAGGACUCAGUGUUAGAGGAGGGGUUUGUGCCCUGACCCAACAGGACUUAUUGGCUGGUUUUUUUGUUGUUUGUCGGUUGAUUGGUUUUUUUGUUUGUUUGUUUUGGUUUGGUUUGUUUGCUUGUGUGUUUGUUGUUUGUUUGUUGAGACAGGGUUGCUCUGUCACCCAUCAAGGCUGGACUACAGUGGUGUGAAGUUGGCUUACUGCAACCUCUGCCUCACAGGUUCAAGUAAUUCUCCUGCCUCAGCCUCCCAAGCAGAUGGGACUACAGGCAAGCACCACCAUGCUCAGCUAAUUUUUAUAUAUUUAGUAGAGACGGGGUUUCACCAUGUUGCCGAGGCUAGUCUCAAACUCCUGAACUAAAUUGAUCCACCCGCCUCAGCCUCCCAAAAUGCAGGGAUUACAGGCGUGAGCCACUGUGCACUGUCCCUGUUGGCUGUUGUGAUGCAGACAGAAGCAAAAGCAGCCCUGGGGCAAUGGCCUUCCAUUCUACUUGAAUAGGCACAAGGGGAUCACUGAAGGGAAACUUGUAGACCUUAUAACUUAUCGAAGUUCUCUGGGGCACUGAUAAUUUUCACUGAUGGACUAUGACUGCCUUCAUCCCAAGAGUAGAUCUGAAUAAGAUAUAACCUGUAGUACAAUUAGGAGUUCUGGGAACUAUUCUGAAAACACCAUGCCCUCACCUGAGGACAGAGGUGGGCCCCGCUAUAUAACAGCACACAAUAGAAACUAGUUUCAGUGGAAAGCUUUUAAACCUAGAUAGGGUGACUGAAUUUGUCCCCAACAGAGUUGGAACCCAGAAAUAACCAAAUCAUGGCUAAUUGUAAUGAUACUUGUCAGUAAUAAUAUGGUGUACGAGCAUGGGCCACAUCUGUUAGAAAGGGAUAGCAAAUACUUCUCUAAUUCUUACUGAUUUGUUCUGGAAUGAAACUGCUUAUACCAUGAUCACACUGCAGUAUGGUAUAACAUUGGCAUUGUUGGUAAUAUUCAACUAUUUUAUGUAAAUAACUCAUGUGUUAAUAUUGAAACUGAUUAUGAAAUAUAUUGUGAAAUCAGGUUAAAACUUCCUCAGAAUGUGAUACCAAUGGAAAAGGAUGGCCUGUGGAAGAACUUAAUUUAACUAACCAUCAGCUAAUAUCUACGCUAAAUUGUUCUGUAUAAGGUUAUCACAGGGUGCAAAUAAAGGGGGGAAGCCGGUAAUCAGAUUAGUGCGAAAACAUGAAAAUGUAUGUGUAUGUCACGACUUUACAGGAUGGAUUAGCUGUUUUCUUAGGUCUAUCCCUACCCCACACUGACUCACAGAUAUUAGACAUAUUUAUGCUGACACUAUUGCUGUAUCUGUUAUAUAAAUGCUUUUCUAAAUAUAGAUACUCUGAAAAGUGUGAUCAUUCUGGUAAGAGAGCCUAAGCCAAGUGCCUGGUGAGUGAACUGUACAAGAAAGGGUUAACUCAGUUAAAUUUAUAUAAACUCAUAUAAAACUUUAAAAUAUUCUAAUCAUAUCACUUAGAGUAAGACACAGAAAUGGAAACUUUUCCCUUCGGAAUUUGGAUUCAGGGCCAUGUUAUUUUGGGUGGGAAAUCUGAAGCAAUAGCUUGAGGCCUAUAAUAAAGAUAGCAUUGAUAGAACAGCAUGUGUUCAAGGAAAAAAUAUAGGAUCUAAAAAAUGAAAACACUGCUCAGUGGUUAAGAUGAAAAGGCUUUAUGGGAUAGGCAGAAUUCUCUAAAUGGCCCCCCUUAGACUUUUGUUAUUUAAUCAAACAGUAAUCUAGGUUCUGCUGUGAAGGGGCUUUGUAGAUCAAUGGGUCGUAAAAUGUGAAGGUUACCAUGGUAACAAUCAGGUGAGUCUUCUAAAGGCUGGGAAUUUUUUUCACCUAGUAACAGAGGAGGAAGUCAGAGAGAUAUGAAGUGUGUGAAGAAUUCAACAAACCAUUGCUGAUUUAAACACGGAGGUGGUCCCAUGUAGGCACCAGAGUGGCAGCAGGCAGCUCAGGCCAUCCCAGAUCCCAGAGGACAGAAAACAGCAAUGACAAAUGGACAGAGAUUUCAGCCCUACAACCACAAGGAAUCUAAUUUUUCCAACAACCAUUAAACUUGAAAGAGGAUCUCAAGUCUCAGAUGAGAAUUGCAGACCAAGCUAAAAUCUUGAUUUUGUUUUAAAGAGAAUCCAGCUGACCACCAGGACUUCUGAUCAAUGGAAACUGUAAGGUAAUAGAUAUGUGCUGUUUUAAGCCAUUAAGUUUUUGUUAAUUUGUUGCAACUGCAAUAGAACGUGAAUGGUGAAUACACUUUUGGUAUUAAAUAAAGAUCAUUUGUUUCCAGCUCUAGUCCUUGCUAGAUUGGUGAUCUAUAAUUUAGCGCAAUAAUUCUCUACCUCUUUGGUCUCAGAACACUUUUAAAUUCUUAAAAAUUAGUGAGGGUCUGAAGAUAUUUCAUUUAUGUAAGUAUAUUUGUUGAUGUUAUAAUAGAACUCAAAACUGACAAAUUUAUUAUUUACUUUUAAUUAAUUUAAAUGGCUUCCAAUAUAGGUUAAUAUGAUAUUCUUGAUAAGAUAUUCUUGUAAUAUAUUUUAUAAAAAGUAACUUUAUUUCACAUUUUUGCUAUUCUUAAAAUAUUCAGCUUAAUAGAAAGCUGCAUUUUACGUUUCCUUCAUUCUAUCUGUUGCCAUAUCACAUAUCAGCUACCCUCUGAAAAAAUUCAGUGUGCACUCAUGAGAGAACAAGGGUAAAAAAAUAUUAAAACUGUCUAAAUAGUAUUGUGAAAAUAGUUUUUAUCCCACAGACUCUUUGAAAGCUUGUCAGAAAUUUUCAGAGUCCCUCAACCACACACUUAAAGAAUAGCAGACAGCAUAUCAAAAUGUCAGUCUUCAUAUAUGUAAAAUGAGGAUAAUGAUCAGAUUAAAAUAUAUAGUCCAUAUAAAGCAUUUGUCACAUUUUCUGAAACAUAAAAAGGGCUCGAUAAUUGAUACUUAUGGCUAUUUUCAUCUUUUUUCAUUUGUAUCUAUCACUUCCUACAGGAAAUAGAAAUUUAUGUUGGCAUUGAGAGAUCUGUUCCUUCUCAGAGUCCCCAUACCAGGUUCCAUGAAAACCACCUCUCAACUAUCUGAAAGUCACGGCCUCUCUUAUACCUUCAUGGAGAUUGUAGGGAAGUAUAAAGUAAUAAAACCAUAAUCAUUUAAAGAGUUUGGAUAUUGUAAUUUGUGAUGUCUGCCUCAUGUUUAUGACCCUUGAGAUCUGUGAAAGCUUGUGCAGAAAUAGUGUGAUGCCAUCAUCUGCCCUGCCUGGUCCUGAUAAUUUUCCUGUAAGGACAAUCAGAAAAUCUUUGUUCUCCUCCAGAGAGAAGAUCCAGAGAUCUUCCCUAUACCCCUUAGAGAGAAGACAAAUAAGUAUAUAUUAUUAUCCUCUUGGGAAUUUAAUUCUCAAUAGAAACUCAAGAACGUUUUUAUUCAUAUGAUUCUAAAAUAAAAGCUAUGCUCCUGGAGUUAGCUAAAGAAACUUCAGUGAGUCCAGUGAAUCUGCCUGUAUCUGGGAUUUAAUCCUAUGAAGGCUUCCAGAGGGAGUAGGAGUCUAUAUUCAUUUUAGCGGUAUGUGUCUCAUCUCUGUAGGGUUUAUUCUAGAUCAAAAUAUUUUCCUGAGGGAAAGUCUAGUGCUAACAUCUCCUUAUAUAGAAGAUAUUCAUUUCUGCUGGGAGGUGGUUUCCAGUAUAGGUAGUUGAACUAGAGCUGGAUGACUGCAGAAAUCACCAUGGCUAUGCUGGAAGAACAACAUCCCUGGGUGACUUUCCCUCCUGAAUCAACGUGUAGAUUGCAGGUAGUUGGAAUACACACCAAUGUCCCCCUCCUCCUCCCAGGGAAAGUCUUCCUGCUCUGCUGUGAACGGGGGUCCCAAGGCUCCCCUAGCGUCUCUCUCACCAUCACCUCCCAAUGUCCCUUGAUGGUGGAGGUCAGAGCUAGCCCCAUUGUCUCAAUAAGAAGGAGCUCAGAAAAGGAGGGGCUUUGUAUCCAGGUCUCUGAAUAAGGCUCUGAAAUAGCCAAAUUAAUGCAAGGACUUUAUACAUUACCCAGCCUAAAUAAAGAUAUACAUGGCCAGGAAAACCUUUCUCAAUGGAAAAGAAAAAUCUAUCAACAGUUACAUUACAUCUUUUUCUAUCUGAAAGAGUUUAAAAGGUAAGUCUGUCAUAGAAUUAUGUCUUUGGGGGAACUAUCCCAGGCUAUCACUACUACUAAGAGUUGGAGAAAUAGAAUAAAGCACUCUAGCUGAAGAAACAUUCUGGACUGCAGGACUGCCUGGGUGGAAAAUAGCUCAUACUGAUCAAGAAAACCUUUUGUUUUCUCAUCUGCUAUUGUUUUAUUUAUUCUAUUGGAAAGGUGAAAUUUUAGGCAUCAUCACUGUGAUAUUUUGUUCUCCAUUCCAGUGUGUUAGCCACUUAAAGAUGUUAAUCUGCCUGCGAUUUUUUUUAUUUUGUCUGUUUUUUAACAGCAAUGGAAAGGGUAAUGACAAUAAAAAGAUCUGUAAUCGAGAAAAAAUAACCAGACUAAAAUAUCAAGCAACAAAUAUUCCUACUGGGUAACAAUAGAUUGAAUUAUCUUCAAUAAUAUUGUUAUCCUUUAUAUUCAGAAAUUAAAUAUGUUUCAGACAUGAGUAUUAUGUCCAACUCUGUUUAAGAAAGAUUUUGCAAUAUGAUGUUACAUCCCCACUUGGCGUACUAUAGGAAUAUAUCUUAUUGCAACAAAAUAAUUUAAUGCAUAUUUAUAUAGAACCCUCCUCAAAUACAAUGUAUUUAUAGAAAUUUAAGAAUUUGUGAUUUUGCCUUUCUGUUUUAUUGAGUUAUUGAUCUCAAAGAAACACUGCCUAUGUGACUGAUCCCUCUUAGGCUUAGUUUGCAAAAGUUCACAAUGCUCACAUGUGUAUCUUCAAGCUUACCUCUCAGGUUAUUUUACCUCCAUAUGAAGUACUUGCUUCAAAAAUCCAUUACUCUAAAAUCGUCCUCAAGCAUUGAUUCAAAGCAGGUAUAUGAUACUAUAUUUGUUUUUUACAACUUGUGUAACAAAUU
Molecule: messenger RNA, 8478 nt
Organism: Pan troglodytes (chimpanzee)
Lineage: Eukaryota; Metazoa; Chordata; Mammalia; Primates; Hominidae
Gene: OR2A14
Product: olfactory receptor family 2 subfamily A member 14
Exons: 1
Coding region: 35-967 (310 amino acids)
Biological process (GO): G protein-coupled receptor signaling pathway
Cellular component (GO): membrane
Molecular function (GO): olfactory receptor activity; G protein-coupled receptor activity
Source: RefSeq, a predicted model, not a curated record